Messenger RNA from Morone saxatilis (striped sea-bass), 588 nucleotides. RefSeq names its product purpurin-like. Gene Ontology annotation, molecular function: retinol transmembrane transporter activity; retinoid binding. The transcript has 5 exons. The record is from RefSeq and is a predicted model, not a curated record. Bases 1 to 588 code for a protein of 195 amino acids. Lineage: Eukaryota; Metazoa; Chordata; Actinopteri; Moronidae.
AUGGACUUCCAACUCUUUGCCGUGGUGAUGUUGUUCCUGGCCUGUGUGGAGCAGAGCCUGGCCUCCUGCGUGGUCGACAGCUUCACAGUCAAAGAGGACUUUGACCCCAAAAGAUAUUCAGGAAAGUGGUACGCUCUGCAGAAGAAGGAUCCUGAGGGUUUGUUCCUGCAGGACAACAUCUCUGCUGAAUACACUGUUGAUGACGAUGGUGCCAUGAUUGCGUCCUCCAGGGGCAGAGUCACCCUCUUUGGGUUCUGGGUUGUGUGUGCUGACAUGGCUGCUCAGUACUCCGUCCCCGACCCCGGCAGCCCCGGCAAGAUGUUCAUGAACUACCAGGGUCUGGCCAGCUACCUGUCCAGUGGCGGUGACAACUACUGGAUCAUUGACACUGACUAUGACAACUACGCCAUCACCUACGCCUGCCGCACCCUGAAGGAGGACGGAAGCUGCGAGGACGGCUAUGCCCUGGUCUUCUCACGCAACCCCCGUGGCCUCCCCCCUGCCAUCCAGAGAGUCGUCCGCCAAAAACAGGAGGAAAUCUGCAUGGCCGGAGAGUUCCAGCCUGUGCUGCAGUCUGGAGCUUGCUAA